Messenger RNA from Physcomitrium patens, 2449 nucleotides. The record is from RefSeq and is a predicted model, not a curated record. Lineage: Eukaryota; Viridiplantae; Streptophyta; Bryopsida; Funariales; Funariaceae.
AUUUCUUCCUGCAUUGUGGAGGGCGUUUGCUUUGGGGUUGAGUUUGUAUGUCUCUGUGGAGUGAGUCUAAUUGGAAUGAAACUUUUCGGGGGUUUUUUUGAGAUCGUGUGGUGAAAUUGUAAGGUCAUGGUUUUCAGGAAGUUGGAUUGGAAGUUUUGUAGUGAUAUUUGGGUCUUUUGGGUGUGCAUUGCAAUUGAGGGUUGAAGUUCGGUGAGCGCCGGCAGCUUUCAACUCGAGGCCAGCUUUUGUGCCGGAAUGUGGAUGUUCAAGAUCGAGGGAGCUUGCUGAACAAGGCUGUUACUUUGCGGGGAAUGUUCUCGCCAACCAUCGUGUUACGUGGAAAUUGGGAGCAUGGUUUUUACGUGAAAUGUCUAUUCAUCUGAUUGUUGAAGGAGAAGAACGAAGAGAGAAAAGCCAGAUGCCUACACUGGGAUGCUGGCUCUAACUCGCGCGGAAGAGGAAGGACAACGUUGAGAGACAUGCGAGAAGAUGUUCAAGUGGUUGACUCCCAAGCUCGGGGGAGUCGAGAAUGAUCAGACAGCUGUAGGAUUGCUUAGUCAUGGAUCAACAGUGGUGUCCAGGCCCACAGCUGGAACAAGGAGCCGAUUAAGCGAUAGAUUUGACGUGCUGAAUACCGCAAGUAUGAGUACCUCCACUGCUGUUGGAUCAUGUACUGAGCACGUUGUCCAACGCGGAGAUUGGCUCUAUGAUAUUGGACGACGCCAUAAUGUAGACUUGAGGACCCUUCUAAUCGCGAACCCCAGUCUGAGAAAUCCUGACAGUCUACGUGUGGGCAGCCGGAUAUCAAUACCUAGCGAAAGUGGCUGCUCCACUUCUUCGUCAUCUAGUCAGUCACCUGUUCCAAGAGCUAAAGCAUGCUCUGAGCACAAGGAGUAUUUAACUAGGAGUGCAUUUUCAUCAUUAUUGAUGAGGCCUGAGAUAUUCAGUCUCAGCAAAACUUUUGUACUUUUAGGGCGUGUUUUAGGUGCUAGGAAUCGGGAGCACAAAGUCCUUGAUGGAGAGUCGCUAGUAUGGUUAGCACAGAAGUAUGGGACCACAGUGAAGGAGCUGAAGAGACUUAACAACAUUAAAAACGAUGUUAUUUACUCUGGCAGUAUUUUGCAGAUAGAUCGGCGUAGUGCGGAGCAAGCAGUGCUUGGUCGAAAGGCGAGUGUGCAAGAAAGGAAUGCAUUGGCUGACGGCGUUUUAGGGAACAUCCAGCAACCUCCGAACUGUGUGAAACCAGUAAUAAGUGCGUGUCCUCGAUCGCAGAGGAUGCAGAAAACGUAUCCGAUUCCCAAACUGAAAACUGUUCGUGUUCGAUAUGGAGAUACCUUAGCUGACAUUGCUGCUGGACACGGCCUAAGCUCAGAGGAGCUGCAGCGGUUAAACAACUUGCGCAACGAGAAAAUUUUUGAGGGCGAUGUCUUGGCUGUGUCAGCAGGUCCAUCAUCCAGUGAACUUCUGGAGAUACGGUCAGGAAGACGACGUACCAAUCGGUUACUCUUUUCCAGACAAUGUGCUGGUUUUCUACGAAGGCUAGGAGUUGGAGGUCCAGAACAAACUCUUAAACAUCAACUCACUACCGGCAAUCUGAAACUUGAAGGGCGAUGGAAAAGGAAGCGGAAGGGUUUUCAGCAUACUCAAGAUAAAUGGAUGCGGUUUAGUUCUCCUGUCACAGAGGGUUUUAUUAGCAGUACUUAUGGCUGGCGUUGGGGUGCAUUUCACGAGGGUGUUGAUGUAGCAGCGGAUCAAGGAACUCCAAUUUUGGCAUCAGAUAGAGGCACUGUAAUAUUCGCAGGCUGGAGUGGUGGUUACGGGUAUUUGGUAACCAUUCAGCAUGAAGGGGGUUUUGUAACAAGAUAUGGCCACUGCUGUGCUAUUCAUUCACGUGUUGGCCAGCAAGUGGUGAAGGGACAACAAAUAGCAGCAGUUGGUGCAACAGGACGCGCCACAGGUCCUCAUCUACACUUCGAAGUUCGUAAGAAUGGAGAAGCACUUGACCCUUUAAAAUGGGUUCAAUUAUGAGCUGUAGUCUGGCCAAAAGCUUGCCUUUAGAGUGGGUGGUGUACUUCAUUUAUAGUAAUGGUAAUGACUUUCGAAGUGUAGGAGCUAGGUUUAGAUUCAUGUAGUGCUGUGUUUCGUCCCGCUCAAGUGAAUCUAUGACUGUAUGGUCUUCCAAGAUGAUUCUGCGGGUGCUGUAGUUUGUAGAAAGUUAAGUGGUGUGAGGUGGUGAUGAGCUCGUCUAACUUAAAUUGGAAUGAGGUCGACUUGGCAACAACUAAGGAGCUAUCAUUAGUGUGUCUGUACAAUAUUGGGUGACGUUACUGAUGUCAUGGAAAUCAGAAAUUCUCAUGUUUUUCAAUUUCUGAAACUAAAUUGACGUGUUUUAGGGUUACUUUUGAUACCAUUUAUUUAUGGUUUCAAAAACUUCAAAGCUUCGAAGUUA